AUCGUACGAACAACGGCCGUCAGAUGUGUCUAGGUUUCCGUUUUGGAAAGGCAAUCGGCAAUCCAACCAACAGAAGAGAACGGGUUCACUUGUUGUACCAUUAUACUACCAGUACCAUAUAAAACUAACACAUCCCUCAUUCGGCCAUUCUUUCCCACAGACUUAUUAGACUCUGAGACUCUCUCUCUCUAUCACAUUAUAUGAAUUAACAGAACGCCGUCUCAUCUGUGAACUUCCAGCCAAAAGUGGUGUUUUCCCGGCAUAUUUUUGCCAACGACCUCUUUCCUCUCUAUGGUCACCGCCAACAACUGCGACAGCAGAAAAAUGGAGAUUUUUGCUCUCGGUUAAUCGACGGAAAACUGAUCCAUCGCGGAAGUACCGGCUCAAGAAAACGAAGCUCCUAGUGCUCCUAGGGUUCCGCCUUGAGUUUGCUUCGUAAGGUUUGAUCUUUGAUGGCUUCGGAGGAUGUCGUCGGGAAAACAAGCGAAUCUGCAGUCUCGACGAUCGUCAAUCUUGCUGAAGAGGCGAAGCUUGCAAGUGAAGGAGUUAAGGCGCCUAGUCACGCGAUCCUCAGUAUCUGCAAGUCUCUCGUUGCUGGAGGAGUCGCCGGAGGAGUGUCACGCACUGCUGUUGCUCCAUUAGAACGGUUAAAAAUUUUGCUUCAGGUUCAAAAUCCUCACAAUAUAAAGUAUAAUGGAACAAUUCAAGGAUUGAAGUAUAUAUGGAAAACUGAAGGUUUCCGAGGAUUGUUCAAAGGCAAUGGAACUAAUUGUGCACGUAUUGUCCCAAACUCAGCUGUCAAGUUCUUCAGCUAUGAGCAAGCAUCUAAUGGAAUUCUGUGGUUUUAUAGGCAGCAAACUGGCAAUGAAGAUGCAGGGUUAACCCCUCUUUUACGCCUUGGAGCUGGAGCAUGUGCUGGAAUCAUUGCUAUGUCAGCAACUUAUCCAAUGGACAUGGUACGAGGCAGACUAACUGUGCAGACAGAGAAGUCUCCUUAUCAGUAUAGAGGAAUGUUCCAUGCACUUUCAACUGUCCUUCGUGAAGAAGGUCCACGAGCUUUGUACAAAGGCUGGCUUCCUUCUGUAAUUGGAGUAAUCCCAUAUGUAGGUCUCAACUUUGCUGUGUAUGAAUCUUUAAAAGACUGGUUGGUCAAAGCUAAACCAUUUGGCCUAGUUGAGGACUCUGAAUUGAGUGUGACAACAAGGCUUGCAUGUGGAGCUGUUGCUGGAACAGUUGGCCAGACAGUUGCUUACCCUCUUGAUGUCAUUCGUAGAAGAAUGCAGAUGGUGGGCUGGAAUAAUGCUGCUUCAAUUGUUACUGGUGAUGGAAGGAGCAAGGCAACGCUUGAGUAUACUGGUAUGGUUGAUGCAUUUAGGAAAACAGUUCGGCAUGAAGGCUUUGGAGCAUUGUACAAGGGUUUGGUCCCCAAUUCUGUAAAGGUGGUACCAUCCAUUGCAAUUGCAUUUGUGACAUAUGAGAUGGUGAAGGACGUUCUUGGAGUUGAGAUGAGAAUAUCGGACUGAAACUUGGGUAAAGUCUUGAGACGUUUGGCGAAUUAUGAUGCUAUUUUUGUAGGCGAAAGAAAGAGGGUAGAGGUGAACAUAUAAAUAUGUAUAUAUAUUUUUUUCUGAAUCCUUUCAGUGUUAUAUUUUUCCUACUUUCUUGUCAUUUGUCGCCAUCUAAACAUUCCCCAAGUUUUUUGCCCUUUUCUUUUAACUUCUGAUUCAUAUGCUGUGCUAAUAAGGGUUUUACAUGGAACACGAGGUGAAUGUGCGUAGCUUCUUAGUUUAAAGAAAUAUCCUUUACCAGUUUUUAUUAA
Nelumbo nucifera (sacred lotus) is the source of this 1819-nucleotide messenger RNA. Its product is annotated as mitochondrial adenine nucleotide transporter ADNT1. Gene Ontology annotation, biological process: transmembrane transport. NCBI's taxonomy places the organism in Eukaryota, Viridiplantae, Streptophyta, Magnoliopsida, Proteales, Nelumbonaceae. The record is from RefSeq and is a predicted model, not a curated record.